AUGCCAGCAUUGUUCGCGCCCGCUGAAUACGCCCCUGCGUCUUCCAUGCGGCAACUCCAUAUGCCGAUCAUGUCUCCCGCCAGCCAGGCCCCGGACGGGCAUCACUUACCCGGUGGCGGAGGGUCGCGAAGAAGGCUUUACAUGCUACUGGGAGGGAACCAGCAAAUGUGCCGGAGACCACUGCGUCGGAGAUUGCGGGACCGAUGUCGUGUUAUCCAAUAUCGCUACCUUGUUCCAAGAAGAACUCGCAUUCCCCACACAGAAGAUGCCGAGGUCCAGGAGGAGAACAAUCAAGGCCGGGCUAUUCGUUGGGCGGUUGACCGCAGAGAGGACGCAAAGCCAGAGACUCAAACAGCACAACUUGGAAAGCUUCCGUGGCUACAAGGGAUCUAUUUACUAGCCUGGGAAGGCCGGUUUCCCUAUCACGUUUCCGAGGUGGCCUAUGAGGAGAGUCCUAGUACGAGGGGGCAAGACUAUGGCCAGCAAGAUAUAUUCCAUUUCCAGAAGCUGAGAGACCGCCUUCGCGGUGAACUUGACUGCCAAGUAUGCUAUUCUCUCAUCUUAGACCCUCUAACGACACCCUGCGGUCACACCUUCUGCCGGAAAUGCGUUGCGCGCGUAUUGGACCACACGGAUUUGUGUCCAGUUUGUCGGCGUCAGGUCGGCAUGCCGUCAACCAUUCACUCUGAGCCAUUGAACCGCACUCUGCUUCGUUUAAUCGAUCAUUUUUUCCCUGAUCAGGUCGUUGCUCGGCGAGAGGCCCUUGCUCAGGAUGAGAUCGGAACCGACCAAGAGAAAAGUCUACCGCUGUUUGUCUGCACAAUGUCAUUUCCUACGAUGCCGACGUUCUUACAUAUCUUUGAACCUCGGUAUCGGCUCACGAUUCGACGGGUCGUCGAGAAUGGAGAUGGCAAGUUCGGUAUGGUUAUGUACAACCGACGAGGCCGACCGCAGGGAGACGAGCUCGGGAGUGUGCCAUUUAUGCAGUAUGGAACGCUGCUGAUGGUUGAGCGAUACGAACUCCUUCCAGAUGGGCGCAGCCUUGUGAUUGCAACCGGUAUAUCCCGCUUCAGAGUACUUGAGGCCGGUGAAUUGGAUGGCUACCAUAUCGCUCGUACAGAGCGUAUCGAUGAUCUCAAUCUAGCAGAUGAAGAAAGACUUGAAGCAACCGAAACAGCUGCUGCUGCAAUUCCAGAUCCAUCUUUAGGGCCAAAUGCGGAACCACCCCUGGACUCCCUGUCGACCCAGGAGCUCCUUGCGCUGGCACGGGAUUUUAUUCGCAAACAGCGCCAAGCAGGUGCACCUUGGCUCCACCCACGGGUCAUGCUAGCAUAUGGUCCUGUACCAACAGAUGCAGCUAGGUUCCCGUGGUGGUUCGCCAGUAUACUACCCAUCUCUGAGGAAGAGAAAUACCCUAUACUAUCUGCUAGGAGUGUGAGGGAGCGACUGAAGAUCUCAGCUCGUUGGGCAAGAGAGUUGGAGGCUCGUGACUGGUACGUACAACCCAUUCGGACGCCACCGGGAUUUAUCUAA
Penicillium cosmopolitanum is the source of this 1533-nucleotide messenger RNA. RefSeq lists its product as uncharacterized. The transcript has a single exon. The record is from RefSeq and is a predicted model, not a curated record. Lineage: Eukaryota; Fungi; Ascomycota; Eurotiomycetes; Eurotiales; Aspergillaceae. Bases 1 to 1533 code for a protein of 510 amino acids.